AUGUCCAACGCCGCCCUCACCACCACCAACCUGCCCCUCAAGCUCAUCGCAAAGGGCAAGGUCCGCGACGUGUACGAUGCCGGCCUCGACCGCGGACCCCACGCUGGCGCCAUCCUCUUUGUGGCUACCGACCGCAUCUCGGCCUUCGACAUCAUCCUGCAGAAUGGCAUCCCUAACAAGGGCAAGCUCCUCCAUGCCUUGUCGACCUUCUGGUUCGGCCUCCUCAGCCCUUCGAUCAUUGAAGCCCACAUCAUCGCCACAGACUAUGCCGACUUUCCCAGAGAGCUGCGCGACCAACUCGAGCCGGUGCGCGAUCAAGUCGAGGGCCGAUCGAUGCUCGUGCGGAGAGCAGAGGUCCUCCCCGUAGAGGCCAUCGUGCGCGGCUACAUUACCGGCUCCGGAUGGGCAGAGUACAAAAAGUCCGGCACCGUACACGGCAUCAAGCUGCCCGAAGGUCUCGUCGAGAGCCAAGAGAUCCCCGGCGGACCCAUCUUCACGCCAAGCACAAAGGCCGAGCAGGGCGCUCACGACGAGAACAUCCACCCCGACAGAGUCAACGACAUCAUCGGCGAGAAGCGCGCGAAAGAGAUGUCGUCGGCGGCCGUGGCCCUCUAUUCCAAGGCCGCCUCGCACGCUCGCUCUCGUGGCAUCAUCCUGGCCGACACCAAGUUCGAAUUCGGACUGGUCCCUGCAUCGUCCACGUCGACACCUGCGUCGUCCGAGCAGCACAUGAUCCUCGUCGACGAGGUGCUCACCCCGGACAGCUCGAGGUUCUGGUCCGCCGCCGACUACCAGCCAGGCCGGUCACAGGGCAGCUUCGACAAGCAGUACGUGCGAGACUGGCUCAGAUCCAACGGGCUUGACAAGGCCGCAGACCAGGGCGUACCCGUCACUCUGCCCGACGACGUCGUCAAGGCCACCGAGCAAAAAUACCGCGACGCCUACGAGAUGAUCACCGGGUCAAAGUUCCCGCAGUGA
Molecule: messenger RNA, 978 nt
Organism: Pseudozyma flocculosa PF-1
Lineage: Eukaryota; Fungi; Basidiomycota; Ustilaginomycetes; Ustilaginales; Ustilaginaceae
Exons: 3
Coding region: 1-978 (325 amino acids)
Biological process (GO): 'de novo' IMP biosynthetic process
Cellular component (GO): cytoplasm
Molecular function (GO): phosphoribosylaminoimidazolesuccinocarboxamide synthase activity
Source: RefSeq, a predicted model, not a curated record